Medicago truncatula (barrel medic) is the source of this 1202-nucleotide messenger RNA. RefSeq names its product (+)-neomenthol dehydrogenase. The record is from RefSeq and is a predicted model, not a curated record. The transcript is spliced from 5 exons. The coding region runs from base 167 to 1066 and encodes 299 amino acids. Gene Ontology annotation, cellular component: membrane. Gene Ontology annotation, molecular function: oxidoreductase activity. NCBI's taxonomy places the organism in Eukaryota, Viridiplantae, Streptophyta, Magnoliopsida, Fabales, Fabaceae.
AUAAAUAAAUGUGGAGGAUAACCGAGGCUAAACUAGGACAUAUGGUUUUUUUUUUAAGUCUUCAUCUUCACUAAGCAACAGAAGAAACAAAACAAACUCACAAAGGCAACAACAUUAGUCAAACAAAGAAGAGAAGUUGUUUGGAAUUUCCCAAGUUCAACUAAAGAUGGAAGGUGAACAUCCUGACAGGUAUGCAGUGGUGACAGGUGCAAACAAAGGAAUUGGGUUAGAGAUAGUAAAGCAGUUAGCUUCAGCUGUAAUCAAAGUGGUGCUUACAUCAAGAGAUGAGAAAAGAGGUCUUCAUGCUUUGGAAACACUUAAAGCUUCUGGUCUUUCUGAUUUUGUUGUAUUUCAUCAACUAGAUGUUGCUGAUGCUUCAAGUGUAGCAUCUCUUGCAGAUUUUGUCAAAUCUCAAUUUGGAAAACUUGAUAUUCUGGUUAACAAUGCAGGGAUUGGCGGAGUUGAAAUUAAAGAUAGUGAUUUAUUCACUUCAGCCAUCAUUACAAACGGGGCACUACCUGAUGAAGAAUUGAGAAGGGCAGUAACACAAACAUAUGAGUCAGCUAAAGAAUGCAUCCAAAUAAAUUAUUAUGGGGCUAAGAGAACAUUUGAAUACCUUCUUCCCCUCCUUCAACUAUCUGAUUCACCAAGAGUAGUCAAUGUAUCAUCUGGAGCGGGCAAGAUAGAGAGUGUAUCAAAUGAGUGGGCUAAAGGAGUCUUCAGUGAUGUUGAAAAUCUUACAGAUGAGAGAAUAGAUGAAGUAAUAAAGGAGUUUAUCAAAGAUUUUGAACAAGGGUCCUUAGAAAGAAAAGGUUGGCCUAGGUUUAUAGCUCCCUAUACUAUUGCUAAAGCUUCUAUGAAUGCCUACACAAGAAUUACUGCAAAGAAGUAUCCUAACUUCUGCAUCAAUUGUGUUUGCCCUGGUUAUGUCAAAACCGAUAUAACUGCUAAUACCGGUUUCUUCACGGUAGAAGAAGGUGCUGCUCAUCCGGUUAGGUUAGCAUUACUUCCCAGCGGUAGUCCAUCUGGCCACUUCUAUGUUCGGAACGAAGCCUCUUCAUUUUGAUUGUUAUUAUAUUGUAAUCGUUUGUUUAAAUUAUAAGACACGUUACCAGAGUCUAGCUCAAGUGGUUGGUGCGCGUCAAAUGCGCAAGUGCUAUAAAUCUUACCGUUUCAAAUUCAAUUCCUACUAAUUUAAGAAA